CCGCUGCCUGUUCCCUUUUCACAGAUUUACUACUUCUAACCUUUUGAGCCUUUAGCAUCCUCUCUCUCUCUCUCUAAAGGCUUUUUCCACUCACUCUUUCUCUGCUGCAGCCACUCCCCCGAUAUUCCGCCCCAAACACCCGAAACUCGUCUCCCCAUUUCGCUGCUUCUUUCCCUCAAUGCUGCUCUAGUCUAGUCCUUGUCCUUGUCCUUGUCCAUGUGGAGCCACUGCUGCUGAUGGGUUGCUUCCAAUCCAAAACCGCCCACCUCCACUCCCCUGACGAUCCCUCCUCCACCCCUGAACCCACCGCCAAGCCCGAUUCAGCUAAUGGAGAUCAGAGUGAUCAGGAGCAUCAAGUUCCCGCAUUUAAGGAAUACGGCCUCAGCGAGCUUCGCAAGGCUACCAACGGCUUCAGCAGCGACCACAUAGUCUCCGAGAGCGGCGAGAAAGCUCCCAAUGUUGUUUACAGAGGGAAACUCGACAGUAAUCGCUUGGUUGCUGUCAAGCGCUUCUCCAAGCUGUCUUGGCCUGAUGCUCAACAGUUUGUGGCGGAGGCGGCUGGGGUUGGGAAGGUUAGGCACAAGAGAUUGGUGAAUCUGAUUGGUUGCUGUGCUGAAGGAGAUGAACGGCUUUUGGUAGCAGAAUACAUGCCCAAUGAUACUCUUUCCAAGCAUCUAUUCCACUGGGAUAAGCAACCACUUCCAUGGGACAUGCGUGUGAGAGUUGCAUAUUAUAUUGCUCAGGCACUUGAUCAUUGUAAUACAGAAAACCGGAAGAUCUAUCAUGAUUUGAAUGCAUAUAGAGUUCUUUUUGAUGAGGAUGGUGACCCUCGUUUAUCAAGUUUUGGCCUUAUGAAAAAUAGUCGAGAUGGUAAAAGCUACAGUACAAACUUGGCUUAUACUCCACCAGAGUUUUUGCGAACAGGGAGGGUCAUUCCAGAGAGUGUGAUAUACAGUUAUGGAACAGUUCUAUUGGACCUGUUGAGUGGGAAGCAUAUCCCUCCAAGUCAUGCACUGGACUUAAUAAGGGGGAAAAAUGUAUUGUUGUUGAUGGAUUCAUCAUUGGAAGGACAGUAUGCCAAUGAUGAUGCUACUAAGUUGGUUGAACUUGCUUCAAAAUGUCUUCAGUCUGAGGCCAGGGAUCGACCUGAUACUAAUUUUCUUCUUACAGCAGUAGCACCCCUUCAAAAGCAGAAAGAGGUGGCAUCUCAUGUUCUAAUGGGCCUGACUAAGACUACAGUUGUGCUGCCAACCAUGCUGUCUCCUCUUGGAAAGGCUUGUGCAAGGAUGGAUCUUACUGCUGUACAUGAUAUAUUGCUUAAAACAGGUUAUAAAGAUGAAGAGGGUGCGGAGAAUGAGCUUUCAUUUCAAGAAUGGACACAACAAGUGCAAGAGAUGUUGAACACAAAGAAAUUCGGGGAUAUUGCAUUUAGGGACAAGGAUUUCAAGAGUGCAAUUGAUUAUUAUUCAAAGCUAGUAGUUAUGAUGCCUGUACCUUCGGCUACUGUCUUUGCAAGGAGAGCCCUCUCAUACUUGAUGAUUGGACAAGCAGAACUUGCCUUGAGGGAUGCCAUGCAGGCUCAGGUAUGCAUACCAGAGUGGCCCACUGCAUUCUAUCUGCAGGCUCUUGCACUCUCCAAGCUUGGAAUGGAAACAGAUGCUCAGGACAUGCUCAACGAUGGGGCAGCAUUCGAGGCCAAGAGGCACAACAGCUGGCGCAACUGAAGUAUAAACCCCAUAACUGGUAGUGUCUCUUGGGUCCUUCACUUGUAGAAUGAAUUGCUGGAUUAGGAAACUGAAGUGCUAGGAGAAAAUGAUUUGUGGUGAUAGAUUUUUUCCAGGAAAUACUAUCAAAUCCCCUUGUAGACUACACAGUUACAGGCCUGAUCAAUAUAUGAUGUAUUCAUAAAAAGAUAGAAAUAAGUUAAAUUGA
Molecule: messenger RNA, 1932 nt
Organism: Vitis vinifera (wine grape)
Lineage: Eukaryota; Viridiplantae; Streptophyta; Magnoliopsida; Vitales; Vitaceae
Product: serine/threonine-protein kinase BSK2
Exons: 10
Coding region: 237-1724 (495 amino acids)
Biological process (GO): protein phosphorylation; brassinosteroid mediated signaling pathway
Molecular function (GO): protein binding; protein kinase activity; ATP binding
Source: RefSeq, a predicted model, not a curated record